AUGCUCUACUCCUACUCCAGCUUCUCGCUCCGCUUCAACCAUGCAACCAGCGACACUGAAGACUGGACAAUACUCGAACAGCGGCUAAAUGGAGCUGCGUCCAAGACGAUGCGCUGGAGAAACACCACCUUGGUCUCUCAAUUCACCUGUCAGUCGAGUGCGGCUGGCCCUUCUACACACGGUCCAUCCACACCAUCGAUUCAUGGCUCAGGGUUCAACCGCGAGACUAUCUGCACCGUUCAGAACCUGUGUGUCGAUGCUGAGCGAGGUGCAUGGAUCCAUCCUGCAAAGGAUUCAGAGGAGUUUCCUUUGAUCAAUGUCGUUGCGGCCGACCCUGGAUCCGACUCUUACUAUCGACCAGCCAUUAUGGAAGAGUUCCCCGCUUCGACGUAUCGCUUUAUGGAUGAGACCAUUUUCCUUUACGGAAGAGAUCCGACGCAUAGGCCGACAUGGAUCUUGAACAGCUUGCUGCCUUUGCACAGUGUCAUGUCGAGCUUCGGUGGAUCGCGCACGUCGUGGUUUAUGCGUGUCACUGGACAGGAAAAGAAGGACAGUGAGCGCAAGAAGCAGUUCCGGACUCAGGACAACAGCGAUUUGGACCUCGACACAUAUCUCCUCGCACCCUUCGGACGGGAAAUCAUUCUGGAUCCCAAAAAGAACAGGCCAUUGACAGGACACCAGAUCAACGCUCCAUCAAAGUCAUACCCUACUUGUUUCGCCAAGGCCAUCAUCGGACUUCAGUCAAGAUGCAGCCGUCCCUACUGCGAGAAUACAAUCGGAGGAAACGACCUUAUCAGCGCACUCAGGACCAAAGUACUAGGCACACUCUCCACUUCCAUGAUCCGAUUCCAAAAGACCGACCCCAACAUUGUCCAUCCACUCACAGGAGAGACUGUCCCCGUCGUUUCGAACACCAACUUGACGGUCGUGGGCGGAGAGUCGGCACCGCGAUCCAAGAUCAAUGUCGCCCUUUUGGGUCGAUACGGCAACACCAGCAUUCCCAACGCUAACACCCUUGAGCUGUCUCUGCUGGCCAGAGGGUUUUCAGUUCAGACCAUUCACCUCGACUACCCUGACCAGAUCAGUGCUGCCCAUGCUGCUCAACUUUUCGCCAAUCAGAGCAUUUUGGUCGCACCACAAGGAGAGGCGUUGGGAUACUCUACAUGGAUGCGCCAGGGUACUGUCGUGAUUUCGAUCCUACCACGGUUCACGAGGUCAAGCAAGAUUUACACGGAUCGGAUGAUGGCAUUCGGAAAGCGGUUCUUUGCAUGGGACUGUCAGGAUGAGAGUUGCGUCCAGCCCGAUCGUGAUCUUGCCCACGAGUGUAUCGAGGCUAUUCAGGAUUCAUAUGAGCGGGAGCAAGGGAUCACAGCGGCCGAGUUUGAGCAGUUUGCGAACAUGAACCAGGACUUUAGGCAGCGGUCAGUGACCUGGAAGGCGAUUGCGGAUUGCUACACCAAGGAGGUCAGCAGGAGAUUGAAUGCCGAGGAGCUCACUGUGUUGAUCGAGACCCUGGCCAAGGACUUUACAUUUGGAGAUGUCAAGCCGGUCGAGACUACAGAGCCCGUCACCAAGAGGUCCCUGAUCCGCCGUGGAAUUGAUGAGGAUGACGAUGAGGGUUCAGAGGACGAUGAAGAGGAGCUGGACACUGAGCAGUCUGGAGAGAAUCCAGGCGAACAGGAUGAGGUCGAUGAAGGAAUCACCACCACAGGCUCUCACGGUAGUGCAGAAGAAGAGAGCUUGGACGAGGAAGGCACUGUGCGGAUACAGGGUGAGAAGAAGCCAAACCAAGAUGAUGAGCAAGGAGGAAGCAACGACGAUCAGGAGGAGGAAGAGGAGGAUGUCAACGUCCACGAGUAUGAUGUCCAGCCUGCAUCAAAACCAGACGAUGAGACAACACCCGCGAAACCAGUAACACCAAUACCGGAAUCUGAAAAGGCACCAGCACCAGCUCUACCAUUAGCUCCAAUACUAGAGUCAGAACAAGGACAGCCUAUGACGCAAAAGCCAAGUGCUGACACCACCAACACCAACAUCAACAACGUGCAGUCGAUGCACGCUCAGCCAUCACUUGGAUUUGCCGAGUUUUGCCAACGGGGUCACUGCUGCGGGUCGGCCAAGAUCUCGGAGAAGGAGGUUAUUGGAUUGAACGGAGGCAAGGGUUUGACGCCCUGUGCGGCUAGCAUGUCGGUGUUAGUGUUUGGGGCUAAGGGUGUUUGGGGCCAGAUUGACGAGUCGACGAUUAAGGAGAGCCAGAGCCUUGUCUGGCAGGUCGAUCUUGGACGCCACCAACGCGUCUAA
This is a messenger RNA of Linnemannia hyalina, 2301 nucleotides long. Lineage: Eukaryota; Fungi; Mortierellomycota; Mortierellomycetes; Mortierellales; Mortierellaceae. The record is from the annotation of a GenBank genome assembly.